Molecule: messenger RNA, 2634 nt
Organism: Psilocybe cubensis
Lineage: Eukaryota; Fungi; Basidiomycota; Agaricomycetes; Agaricales; Agrocybaceae
Exons: 21
Coding region: 1-2634 (877 amino acids)
Molecular function (GO): chloride channel activity
Source: RefSeq, a predicted model, not a curated record
AUGGUAGCCAACAAUCCACUUUUUCGAGGAACGUGGACGGCGAAGAAGUUCGGGGCAACUGUUGUAGACGACAUUUGGCCUGAAGUCAUUUUCUUCACUCUUGUGGCAACGAUGGUUGUUCUUGUGUCGGAGCAUACCAGCGCUGACCUUGGGGUAUCGAAUCAAUUAUUAACUGUGCUUGGUCUCGUCCUUGGUCUAGUAAUCUCUUUCAGGACAUCAUCUGCAUAUGAAAGGCGUCUGUAUUCCAUUAGGUACCAAGAAGGGCGAAAGAUGUGGACGACUAUAAUGGUGGCCUCGAAGAAUCUUGCGCAGAUGAUCUGGAUACAUGUGCCCGAUCAACGAAAAGAUAGCACACCCGUUGAAUGUGUUAUCGAAAAGAAAACAAUGAUAAAUUUGGUCCAGGCCUUUUCGGUCUCUGUGAAACACCUGCUUCGGGGCGAGCAAGGCGUUUAUUACGAAGAUCUCUACCCUCUGAUCUCGUUUCUUCCUCGAUACGUUGGCGAAUCAGACAAAAUGUCAUUUGACGAGUCAUCUAUGCUUCCAUUAUGGCACCUCCCUGAAGGCUUCGAAACAGCCAAAACAAAGACCACCGCCGAGCCUAUGUCUAACGACAAAGAGAAAACUAGUAGCACAUUUUCUCGCCCACAACGUACCGAUACAUUUGAUCCUGAGGCACUGCUGCCCCAAAUUGAUAGCGAGCAUCCACUGCGACCUGCUAGAAACCCUCCCCAUUACACGAUUUUUGAUUACAUACCCAUACUCCGAAUUUUUCCUUGGACAUGGGGCAUGCUGAUUCGCAAACCAAAGGGUCGACUACGGUCGAAUAGAAGAAAAGCGUAUUCUGAGAUUGUUGAAAGUCACAUACCCUUGGAAAUUUCUCUUGUUCUGUCGAAUUAUUCGUGUUGGCUCAUGAAAAAUAAUCUGGUUCAGCCGUCGAUAGCUUCGGGCAUCACCAACAACCUCUUCCUCCUUCAAGAUACUGUGUCAAAUUUGGAAAGAAUAUGCAACACCCCCCUUCCGUUUGCCUAUCAAGCCCAUUUGAGGAUGUCGCUCUGGUUAUAUCUGAUUCUACUCCCUUUCCAAAUUUACACUUCUUACGGAGUUAUAACGAUUCCGGCAACUGCAUUUGCGUCUUUCCUCCUUCUCGGAUUCCUGGAGAUCGGGCAGGAAAUUGAAAACCCUUUCAAUUAUGACCUAAAUGACCUCGAUCUCGAUUAUUUCUGCUUAUGCCUCCAGCGGGAGUUGCACGAAAUCACAGCACACGCUAAUCCCGACCUGAAUGACUUCAUUUUCACGAAUUUGAAUCAACCUUUUGCACCCUCAGAUCGCCGAACUGCCGCAGAAUUGGUGAAAAUCUCAGAACCGUACACUUUGCCGUCAGGUAAUGGCUCAAGUGCUCAACCAGGAAUGGGGAGCCUCCGCCAAACUCUCGUUUCGGGUUGGAAGAUGGUAGACAACAUAACGAGAGCUACUGCAAAGAUGUCAUUCAUGCAACCGCCACCCCCUCCAAAGACCAACCUUGGCCGAUACCGACUUUUGUCUCCGAACGCAGGCGUGCAUGUCUCUCCUAUUGCUCUGGGAGCAAUGAGCAUCGGUGAUAAGUGGGAUAAGUUCGGUAUGGGAACAAUGGAUAAAGAAAGCAGUUUUAAACUUCUCGAUGCCUUCUAUGACAAUGGAGGCAAUUUCAUUGACACUGCGAACAAUUAUCAGGAUGAGACCUCCGAAAUGUUCAUCGGUGAAUGGGCAGAAAAGCGUCGCAUCAGAGACCAACUUUUUAUCGCAACAAAAUACACCACUGACUUCAAGAUGCACAACGACUCAGUCCCUCAGCAGGUUCUAUAUGUCGGGAACAAUUCCAAGUCAUUGCGUAUUUCUGUCAAUGCGUCGCUCAAGAAGUUGCGCACCAACUACAUUGAUCUUUUGUAUCUUCACUGGUGGGACUGGGAUACGAGUAUUGAGGAAGUCAUGAAGAGCUUGCAUAAUCUUGUAGUGCAAGGCAAAGUCCUUUACCUGGGGGUAUCUGACACACCGGCUUGGGUCGUUUCCAAAGCAAAUCAAUACGCUCGUGACCAUGCAUUGACUCCCUUUGUUAUUUACCAAGGAGCUUGGAACGUCAUGGAACGUUCCUUUGAACGAGAAAUUAUUCCGAUGGCUCGAGCUGAAGGCAUGGCAUUGGCCCCUUGGAAUGUUCUGGCCGCCGGCAAGAUUAGAACGGACGCUGAAGAAGAGAGACGCCGAAAAACCGGGGAGAAGGGACGAACCACUUUCGAUCCCCACUGGGAACGAACCGACAAGGAGAAGAAGGUUUGCAAGGCCUUGGAGCAGGUUGCUUCAGAGGUGGGGACAAAAAGCAUUACUGCUGUCGCGAUUGCGUAUCUGAUGCAAAAGACCACAUACGUGUUCCCUAUUGUCGGUGGGCGCAAAGUCGAGCACCUGCUGAGCAACAUUGAGGCAUUGAACAUCACAUUAAGUGAUAAACAAAUCCAAUUCUUGGAGAGUGUGGUCGAAUUUGAUCCCGGGUUCCCUUCUACGUUUAUUGGGAAUGGUACUCAGCCCGUUCAUCUUGUAUCAGCGUCUGCGCAUAUAGACAUGCGACCCAUGGCACAGCCCAUUCGUCCCCUUGUAAAAUCUUAA